Molecule: messenger RNA, 2145 nt
Organism: Dichomitus squalens LYAD-421 SS1
Lineage: Eukaryota; Fungi; Basidiomycota; Agaricomycetes; Polyporales; Polyporaceae
Exons: 5
Coding region: 126-2126 (666 amino acids)
Molecular function (GO): protein binding
Source: RefSeq, a predicted model, not a curated record
GAGAGACUUGAGCGGGCUGUAAGCUGUAGACCGGAGUUGGCGUCCUCGUACCUGCACUCGCUCCCUUCGACCUCCAUCAUCGUCGCUCUCGUCUCUUGUAUCAUCACCCAGUGUACUGCUCAGAAAUGAGGGUUCUACCAGGCAUAUUCAACGUUGCUACCAGGUUCCUAGGCCGGGCUAUUCGGAGAGACUGUCUGGACAGGCUCCCGAACGACCUGCUCGUCGACGUCCUAUUCGACUACUUAGAUGUCAAAGACAUCAUCCGGAUGCGCAGGGUUAGCAGGCUAUACUACGAGCUUACCCACCACGCGGCGGUCUGGAAGCGCCUCCUUCGUCGCAUCGAUGUUCCGCUCCCGCCCGCGCCUCUCACUCCCAAACGACCUCUGUCGAAAAUCUCAGGGUUAGAGGCUGAACGCCUUGUCGUGCGCGCCUACUCCUUGGACAUGAAUUGGCGGCGGCAUCAUCCAAGGGCGCUCCGUGAGUGGUCCUUCGAUGCACAGCGGCGCGUACUCGCUAUGACUCUCCUUCCUGGCGGAGAUUAUCUCGUCGCGUCCGUGUCCAACCGUGCAGGAGACAGGUAUUACCUCGUUGUAUAUGCAAUGAACGCUCCUGGAGCUCCACAAGCUCUCACUGCGGUGGAAACCACCACUAAAGCCUACGACCUUCAGGCGAAGUAUAUGACAAUCAAGGAACAGCGAAGCAUCGUCAUCGCUUACCUCCGGCGGGAUUAUCGUAAUAAGAAGGACAGAAUGAGAGCCAUGCGAGGGUACCUCCCAGACGUAUCCUCCUACAGUACUCAGUACUCCGUUGCGGACGUACAGUUCAAGUACGAAUGCUCCGUAUUGCAGCUAUCGCUACACACCCUCGACACACUCGCGUCCAUCCCAUAUCCCAGCAACUCGCGCGAAUACCGCUAUGUGGCCGAAGCGCUCCCCAAACCAUUCAACAACCUUUUCAUGUUGACUUCGAAAAGUCAACUUUCGUCCCCGGUGCUCGCGGAGAUGUAUGGCUCCGCAUACCUUGCGUUGGUGAGGGCCGAUAACGACAUCAUCUUCAAAAGGUUGGAGGGAGGGGGGGCGGCGACGCUCACCUGCCUGGAGCUGCCCGUUGCUGCCGAACGGUCUCACCACAUCAGAGCCAUCCAACUCCUCUCACAAGAGAGCGCAGUCUUCGUUGUACGUGAGAUCAGCGGCGCUCCGGGUGUUCCGCAUAGUUGUCCUGCGUACGCGGUCGAGACAUAUCGCGCACUUGAAUGCGGAGACGCGCCCGUAACGCAGCUGCAUGCUGCAGAGCAGUGCAUCAUAGCUUGGGACUUGGGCCAUCUCACACACCUCCACCUUCCCGAGUUCCCCUCCUUCACUCGCCCCGAAGACCUCAUCGCCGAAGACAAGCGCCCUGCCCCCGUCCCGCCUCCCCACCCGGCCCUUCGGCCCGCUACUCCGCGCACAUCGUCCUCCGCUCGGUCGCCAUCUACCAAGGUCCCGCGACCGCCGCCUCCGAUCUGUAUGAUCGGCCGCGCGCAUCCACAGUGCGGUCGUGACGAAUCGAUCGUGCGCAUGCUCUUCCUCGCGCAGCGGUUCGAGGUCGACCUCCCGCCUACGCCGCCGUACUACGACCGGCACGGGAACCCCAUUCAUCGCACGCAGAUCGUAUACCGCACCGCGCUCGAGAGGAACCAGACGUGGACCCGCCGCGCGACUGAUUACAACGCGUACCUCCGCAUCAUUCCUGCGUUGACGCGCCCGCUGGUAUAUGCAAUCCCGUGGGACGACACAACGGAUGCGCCAAAGGUGCUCGACGUGCGGCCCGUGAUUGACCGCGGUUGGCAGCGUCCGCCGCGCCUGGAGGACGGGGUCGUGAGGCACCCGGAGGGGCUGGUAGGGUGUCCCUCGUUUGAUGGAGGACCGCAGGAACUAGACGCGAACGUGACCGCAUUUGCUUGGGAUGAGACGAUCGGGAGACUGCUGGUUGCAGAAGAGUCGUCCAAUGAGAUCAUGGUGUUUGAUUUCGCGGCUGAGCCCGUCCAGCAUUUUGACAAGACGAGGUAUCCUAUACCACUGCAAGACAUUCCGAACCCGGAUAUCGCUAUGGGUCCUCAUGAGAACCCUUGGACCGUCAUCGCAUAAUGUUACUGUAUUGCAUCUG